Cynoglossus semilaevis (tongue sole) is the source of this 1473-nucleotide messenger RNA. Its product is annotated as alcohol dehydrogenase 1. Gene Ontology annotation, biological process: formaldehyde catabolic process. Gene Ontology annotation, molecular function: alcohol dehydrogenase (NAD+) activity; zinc ion binding; S-(hydroxymethyl)glutathione dehydrogenase [NAD(P)+] activity. NCBI's taxonomy places the organism in Eukaryota, Metazoa, Chordata, Actinopteri, Pleuronectiformes, Cynoglossidae. The record is from RefSeq and is a predicted model, not a curated record. Gene Ontology annotation, cellular component: cytosol.
CAGUUCCAGUUCCAGUUCCAGUUCCUCCCUCUCCCUGCUGCUCCUCUUCCUCUCCUUGUCUGUCUGUCUGUCGGUUGUUGUCUGUGAUCAUGGCCACAGCUGGAAAGGUCAUCACCUGUAGGGCGGCGGUGGCCUGGGAGCCCAACAAGCCAAUGGUGAUGGAGGAGAUCCAGGUGGCGCCACCACAGGCCGAGGAAGUCCGCAUCAAGAUUGUGGCGUCGGCAGUGUGCCACACUGACCUCUACCAUCUGUUUGAGAGAAUGCACAAAGAUGGCUUCCCAGUCGUACUGGGCCACGAGGCCGCCGGCGUGGUGGAGAGCGUCGGACCAGGAGUGACGGAGUUUCAGCCAGGAGACCAUGUGAUUCCUCUGUUCGUCUCCCAGUGUAGAGAGUGUCGCUUCUGUAAGAACCCCAAGACCAACCAGUGUGAGAGAGGAUGGGCAGCGGAACGUUACGACGUCAUGGCAGCGACUGAGUCCAGGUUCACCUGCAGGGGGAAGAAGGUUCUGCAGUUCAUGGGAACCAGUACCUUCUCAGAGUACACUGUGAUGAACCAGGUGUCUGUGGCUAAGAUUGACCCCACUGCCCCCCUGGACAAAGUCUGUCUCCUCGGCUGCGGCGUCUGCACUGGGUUCGGCGCGGCGGUCAACACGGCUCAGGUGGAACCAGGGUCCACGUGUGCCGUCUUUGGUCUGGGAGCCGUGGGUUUGGCCGCAGUGAUGGGCUGUCAGUUUGCUGGAGCCAAGAAGAUCUUUGCUGUCGACGUCAAUCCAGAGAAGUUUGAGAAGGCCAAGGUGUUCGGAGCCACGGACUUCCUCAAUCCUAAAGAUUAUGAUCGACCAAUCAGUGCAGUGCUGGCUGAGCUGACUGCUGGAGGAGUGGACUUCUCUCUGGAAUGUGUUGGCAACGUGGAGGUCAUGCGCAGUGCUCUGGAGUCCAGUGUGAAGGGCUGGGGGGUCAGUGUGCUGGUCGUGGACGACGUGGCCACCCGACCUAUUGUGCUGAUUGCUGGACGUACAUGGAAAGGCUCUCUGUUUGGAGGUUUUAAAAGUAAGGAUGGAGUACCUAAGAUGGUCCAAGCCUACCUGGACAAGAAGGUGAAGCUGGAUGAGUUCAUCACUCACAACAUGAGUCUGGAGCAGAUCAAUGAAGCCUUUGAAGUGAUGAAGCAGGGCAAAUGCAUCCGUACUGUCAUCAGCGUUUCUCCACAGUAGCACCACCUAUCUGUUUAACCUUUGACCCCUGGACACAGCAGUUAGAAUGAUCUGCUGUCACUUCAUGUCGGUCCCUAACAACAUAUAUAUCCAUGAAAAUAUCCUUUUCUCAUUGUCCUUUAUAUUUCUGAUGAGUUUGGACGGUACUUCCUGGUUCCAAUGCUAACGAUAGCUGCCGCAGUAUUAGCAUCUAAGAAUGCUAACAAAACCAUCAACAUGUCAGUGUAAAAUGGAAGGAAAUAAAACCAGUCAACAAACA